AUCACAGUCAGUCAGAGACGGACGGAAAACACUUGUGACCCGACUCAGCAGCAGCAGCAGCAGCAGCAGCAGCAGCGCACACGCAACAGAGCUCCGGCCUCCUCAUCUCCACCAGACGACAUGGACUGCGGGAUUUUCACGUCCAAGACCGUCCUCCUCUUCCUCAGCCUGGUGUUCUGGGGUGCAGGAGCGGCGUUGGCCUACGUCGGUGCCUAUGUGAUCAAGAGCUAUGACAACUUUGACAGUUUCAUUCAGGACAAGUACACACUGGUCCCAGCAGCCAUCAUCAUUGGCGUCAGCGUGGUGAUGUUCAUCUUUGGUCUGGUGGGAUGCUGCGCCACACUGCGGGAGUCCAAAGUCGGCCUCAGCUUCUUCUUUUUGAUCAUCAUGGGGAUCUUUGCAGCUGAAGUGGCAGCUCUGGUGUUUAGCUUCAUCUAUCAAGGCAAGAUAAACGCAGACCUGGAGCGCUCAAUGAAUGAUGUCUUCAUGAAGUAUGACGAACAGGGCUCUGAGACCAAAGCUGUUGACUACCUGCAGACUCAGUUGGAGUGCUGUGGUGUCAUGAAUUACACCAGCUGGGCCAACACCACCUGGUUUAGAAGCAACAACAACACCGUGCCUGUGUCCUGCUGUAAAAACAGCACUCAGUGCACUCGCAGACUGGACCAACCGGACCAGCUUAACAUGCAGGGUUGUGAGGUGAAGCUGGAUCGCCUCCUACAGGGUGUGUUGGGCUACGCCAUGCUGGUCAUUCUGGGCUUCGCCAUCAUCAAGUUCUUUGGGAUGCUGAGCGUGUGUGUGAUCACCUGUAAAGCCGGCAGCCGGAGGAUCGGCUACCAGCCUCUGUAUGCCUGAACCGCUUCAUGCAACCACCUACAACCCCUUCAUUUAGCUUGACGAGUUUUGCUGACCACUCACUCAGCAGUGACACAUCCGAGCCGAUCACUGUACAAAUCUUAAAUUUUAUUUAAAUAAUGGCAUAAAAAGUACACGCAAGGGGAUCUUGCCAGAUCAUUCCUCCGCAUAUGAAAGCAGCGCGAGUGUUCCUCUGACUAGGUCAAUCACUUUGCUGAAUGUGGUUUUCAGUUAUUGUCUAAAUGAUCCCCUUUUGGAGAUGUGCCAUAUGGUUGAGGGGCCCAAGGUCCGUACUGUUUCAGCCCAGCUACUGUAUUAUUCUUUGAUGAAGGGCCUCAAAAUACAUUUUAAGCUUUUUGGGAUUGUGAACAAAAGGACAGCAGUUUAAUGUUUUAUUUAGGGUAUGUAUAGCCAACUGAAUGACUCUAAUUUAAUAUAUAUAUAUAUAUAUAUAUAUAUGCAUGCACACACACACACACACGUUUUAUGGUCAGUUAACUGUAUUGACAAUUCUACAUAGCAAGACUUUGGUUGUGUUUAUUAUGUUUCUAAAUUAAAUAGGGUGAACAUUUCACAAUAA
This is a messenger RNA of Cyclopterus lumpus (lumpfish), 1435 nucleotides long. RefSeq names its product tetraspanin 36 (gene tspan36). The transcript is spliced from 7 exons. Gene Ontology annotation, biological process: protein maturation; regulation of vascular endothelial growth factor signaling pathway; protein localization to plasma membrane. Gene Ontology annotation, cellular component: membrane. NCBI's taxonomy places the organism in Eukaryota, Metazoa, Chordata, Actinopteri, Perciformes, Cyclopteridae. Bases 121 to 855 code for a protein of 244 amino acids. The record is from RefSeq and is a predicted model, not a curated record.